CAAUGUCCUUUUGUAUGUCUUUCAUUUCUGUGUGUAAUUAUAUGGAUAUUUGCACCCAUUGACCGUCAUAUAAAUCUAUCUAUCCCCAGGUAGCCAAAGUGACCUGACCCAGCAUCAGCCCGAACUUGGCAAGCAGAAAUAGAUGGGGCUGCAUCCAGUUGCCCAACUUGUCUGAGACGUGGAUGAAUGACGCCCCAGAAUCGGGCUGAAUAACCUGCUUGUUUCUGGCUGCCUACGCUGCCAUUACUGAGCCAUUAUCAAAAACGAUCUGGCCCAGCAUCGGCCCAAAUUAUACGCCAGAAGAAAUAAGUCGGGCAACCGGAUGUGGCCCGACUCACCUGAGACUCAGGAUAAAUGUGGCCCCAGAAUCAGGGUAAAUAACCUGGCCUGAUUCUGGCUGCUGACACUACUGUAAAGGCGCCAUUAUAAAAAAUGAUCUGGCCCAGCAUCGGCCCAAAUUUGGCAUGCUGGAAGAAGUAAGUUGGGCCACCUCCGGUUGCCUGACUCAGCUGAGAUUCGGAUGAACGACGCCCCAGAAUCAGGCCAAAUAUACUGGAUUCUCGAUUCAACUCUGGCUGCCAAGUCUUUUCUUUUUGUGAUCCCUUUCAGUCUUUCUUUCUUCAGCAUCUGUGCACAUGCCACCGGUUUUGCUUUCUGACGCCUCUCUGUUUUUUCUUCCCGUUUCAGUCACAGCAGAGAAACGUCUGACAGUGACUAGAAGUGAAAGUGGCACUUCUAGUGCAUCAUUAACUCCAAAGACGUUCAACAGCAUAGAUGUUUAACUUUAUGAUUUUCAUUUAGGUUUCUUAUAAGCCCAUUACGGUGGCAGGCCCUGCCACGUGUACAGAGUUAGUUUCAUAGAUUGUUGAGAUGAUUCUUGAACCACAAGGAGAGGGAAAAGUGCAAUCGUGCAGAUGAGUAAAUGUGUGUAUUCCCCCACAUUGCAGGGAGUUUUCGACAUGUCAUUUCCAAGACUAAAUCGAAUGGGUUACUGUUAACUGCAGUUGGUAGGAUGAAGAUAGUCACAUGGUCCACUUCCUCUCUCUCUCUACAGCAUUGUAAAACGUUCAAAUCUCAUUUCCUCAGCAGUAACAAUAUCAGUGCCACCAUCUACAACCGUCAUACUGUGUGUGUACCUACCUGCCUGUUGUCUCGUUUGCCUCAUAGUGUUGCAGUGUACAGCAGUUGUGUCUGUGGUUUGUCUAAGUGGUGCUGCAGUACCAGAGGAAGCUAUUAGUAGACUGCUGUGGGUGAUCCCAUCCAGUCAUGACGAGGAAUUCCAGCCACGUCAAGUUAGACAACGCCACCUUAGCAAUGUUUCAGAAUGUCAACGCCAGCAUUACCAUCUCUGUCAUCUACAUGAUCGUCAGUGCCAUUAACCUGGUCGGAAAUGGCCUUUCCAUGUGGCUGCUCAUCUUCCGUACCUCCCCCAAGACCCCCUCCAUCAUCUUCAUGAUUAAUCUCACUUUCACUGACUUGGCCCUCGGCAGCGCCCUGCCCUUUCAGAUCGCCUACCAGCUCAAAGGAUACAACUGGACUCUGGGACCCGAAAUGUGCAGUUUCCUGACCGUUGUCUUCUACACCAAUAUGUACUGUUCCAUUCUGACCAUGAUGGCCAUCGGAAUUGACCGCUACCUGGGCAUCAUCAGGCCCAUGCGGUUCAGAGAGACUAGGAAGAGGAAGUCCAUCGCUGUCUUCAGCUGCCUCCUCAUGUGGGGUUUGGUCCUGUGCGUUCUGCACCCACUGAUGAUAGACCUGACCUUUGAAGUUCCUGAACUCGGGAUUACCACAUGCUUCGACAUGCUGAAGACAAAUAUGCUCCCGAACAAAUUUGCCUGGGUGGCCUUUGUUGGUGGCAUGGUGAUCGUCCUCUUCUUCCUCCCUUUCUUAAUCACGACAUUCUGCUAUCUGAGUGUCAUACACAAACUGGCCAAAGAUUCCAGGACAGCCCAGAAAAAGAGGGCGAUACGUCUGGCUGUCAUUGUGCUCCUGGUCUUCACCUUGUGCUUUGCUCCCAACAACAUCCUCCUGAUGACUCACGCUGUGCUGAAGCUCUUCUACGGGAAGUCUCUCUACAUGGCCUACAAACUGUCUCUGUGUUUCAGCUGCCUGAACAGCUGCCUCGAUCCUUUCAUUUACUACUUUGCUUCCAAGGAUUUCAGACAAAAGCUGAGACAGAUAUUGAAUCUGCAGAGCCAUAGUAGCGCGGACUCAAUGAAGAUGGAGCAUAAAGAGAGUUUGUACUCGGCACAUUGCACCUUCGAAGGUCCGGUGAAAGAAAACAGCAAGGUGUCUUUGAUGCCGCGGCACACCACGGCAUAAAGAGAAAGAACAGAGAGAGAGAAAAAAUAAGAGACAACGUGACAAAGGAAGUGAGAAAAAGAUAUUGACUGUGUUAAGGGUUGGCCUGAGCGUGUCAAGCUCUUGUACAACAUCUUACCAUUUCGGAAUCAGAUUACUUUUUAGAAAAAAUGAACAUGGAUGACAUCUGAGCCUUUCUGCGAAAUUAACCAUUAGUGUUCUUGCAUUAUUCUACACUGUGUGUCAUUUCAGAGUACGGAGUAUGUAAAAAUGUUGUAUAUAUAUUUUAUUGUCUGCCACAAGCAUCAACAUAGUUAUUUUUGAUAAAAGAUGUAGCAUGCACAAGUGCAAAAUAAAUGUGAAUAAAAUAUUUGUAUAUAAUAAGUCUUUUUCAGAGCAGACACAGCUGAGCUUUUAGGAUUUACCAUUAUAUAUGUGUACAUGUCUCCAUAAAUGUCUGUAUACUGUGUGUGUGUGAAUUGCUGCAGUUGACCUUUUUACCUUUUUUAACUUGUUUGAAGUUGUCUUAUUGUAUUUGUUUUCUUCCUUCAUAAAAAUAAAUGCA
Messenger RNA from Epinephelus moara (kelp grouper), 2866 nucleotides. It is a transcript of the gene p2ry8, whose product is annotated as P2Y receptor family member 8. The transcript is spliced from 4 exons. Gene Ontology annotation, biological process: phospholipase C-activating G protein-coupled receptor signaling pathway; positive regulation of Rho protein signal transduction. NCBI's taxonomy places the organism in Eukaryota, Metazoa, Chordata, Actinopteri, Perciformes, Serranidae. Gene Ontology annotation, cellular component: membrane. The coding region runs from base 1267 to 2322 and encodes 351 amino acids. The record is from RefSeq and is a predicted model, not a curated record. Gene Ontology annotation, molecular function: G protein-coupled receptor activity.